Lymnaea stagnalis (great pond snail) is the source of this 7027-nucleotide messenger RNA. The record is from the annotation of a GenBank genome assembly. NCBI's taxonomy places the organism in Eukaryota, Metazoa, Mollusca, Gastropoda, Lymnaeidae.
AAUGUUUCUUAGUAAUCUCUGUUGCUAAUAUUAUCUUUUUUCCCACUGCCCAUGUGACCCUGUCCCGUACAAUCCGAUCUGUUGGAAAUUACUUUGUUAUAGUUCAUUUAAUAGAAAUAUUUUAGUAAUACAGAAUGGAAGCACUUGAAAGCAUUGCGAAAUUAUACGUUGCAUUGUCUUUACUGUUGUUUUGCAAUCGGAAAGUUUCUGGGGAAAAUGUUUUCUCUAUGUCAGUAGAUGAUUUUGAUAAGGGUAAGUUAAUUAAAGUAUAAAUUAUAAAUAUUAAAUUAAAUAUAAUAUAAGCAAUUAAGUCUUACUUCGUCUCAGUGAAUACAUAAUACUAGAAUUAAUUAGAAUGUUAAAUAUACGCUAAGUCGGUUCUCUCUGUUUUACUGUGAUGGCAGAGGUAUCACAGUACUCAGUAUAGCCUCCCUGCCUAAUCUAAUGACUAUAAAAUCUAGAUCCAAAGCUUACCUGAACCUUAAAAAUUUAAAACUGAAAACCAUGUCACCUGAGGGUUUCAUUCAGUAUUCAGCUAUAUCGGGGGGGGGGGGGGGGGGGGCACUGCUAGGUGCCUACAGUACACAACCAAAUUAGUGAGAAAAGCCGGAAAUUGAAUAAAAUAAUUAAAAUCAUCUUUAAAAUAUUAAAAUAAGCCUAAACUAAUGAAGAAAACAGAUUCCACAGAAAAAUAAAAACCAAAAGAUAUCAGUAUCAUCAGAAAAAGUUAAAAUUAAAAUACAUUUUAAAAAUGAUCAGACUUGAAAAAAGCCUUGUUUUGAAAUAAUAUAAUUAACCAUAACCAUGCUAAGAAUUGUUACCUUAAAAAAUUAAUCAACAUAUUAAGCUAAUUUGACCCAUACUACCUAAUAACUAGCAUUUGAUUAAAAAAAUAGUGUUUUUAGGAUUAUAUAUAUGAUGUGGUGAAUUUUACUUUUAAUUUGCCACAGCUGUUGCUAUUUAGAAAAAAGUUUGGAUUUAGAAAUGAUUAUGAUAUUCUAUACUAUAAUAAUAUAUUUUACAAAGUUCAGAGUUUAUUAAAUUAACACUGAACACAAUGUUCUCAUGUAAUGAGCAAAGCUGUCUUACUCACCAGAAAAACAUUAAUUUUUGUGCAGCAAUAAAAUGUGUUUCUAAUGCUGUUAUAAGGAAAAACCCAAACACAGCUCUUCUGAUCCAGGCAUUUCCCAUGGGCUGACAUGCGUUUCUUCCAACCUACAAAAUCUAAGGAACACAUCUCUAAAACAAAAAUAUCUCAUGUUCUUCAGAAGUAGGCUACUGACAUUUCACCACUCAUGACUCACUAAGUCCAAAAGCUACUUUAAGGAUUUGUAAUAAUAAUGCCCACCAUAAUUACAUAAACUAAAUUGUGUUUCUCAGAAAAUAAGACACCUGGAAAAUAAGUUUAAUAAACCCUGCUCCUUUUGUUUAUAUUAGGAUUCUCGUAAUAAUAAUCAUUUAUAAGCCUUGCUUGAAAAUAUCACUCUCAGGGAGUCAGUGACAGAACUGAGAUGUUUUGUCAUUGCUAAUAAUCUACUAGCAGGAUAGCUUGACAAGAAGUGCUUUGAUACUAUUAAAUGAAUAACUGUAGAUUUUUGUACAUGAAAAGAUAAGACAUCCCCUUAGUCCACCCAAUCAGUGCAUAUUUUAUUUAAUGAAAGACCUAGGGGCUUAUUUUAUGAGAAACAUGGUACUAGCUAUAAUUAUAGUCAUACCCUAAUGUUCUGCAAGUUGAAAACAGAUAAUUUAGCAUUCCCUUUCAACUCUUAAAGAACUUUUCUUCUGACCAUAGACUAUUGUUUUUUUAACUCACUAUAUCAUGCUCGAUUAGGCUACAGGUAGUAGUUAGUUCUGCUAGUAUAGUAUGCUUACAGCAUAUCAAUUUUGAAUACAAUAAACAUGCUCAUCUAAGACCUAGGCUAGGUUAACUUGAUUUCUUGAAAAUAUCAAUCUACAUUACUUAAACAUUCAAAAAGGACAUCAAUUGAAUUACUAUUUAUCAAUAAUGUAUAAAUUUGUAACCAUUCUCAUCUCGCAGCAUUGUAUCACAAACAUCUAAGACAGGAGGCACCAAAGGCUACUGUGUCCUUUGCAUUGGCCAAGCACUUUCAGAAUCAUAUGGUGCUUCAACAAGCCCCUAGAAGAGCAAACAUAUAUGGAUUUUCCCCAGAUAUUGGUCAAAAAGUGAUCAUGCAGGUACAUUUGCACAGUGAAGCUUAAUUUAAUAUCAUAAAAUAGUUUUAUUUUAUUUUUGCGCCACAAAGUUAAUAUUCAAAAUAGAAAUGUUUCUCUGCAUAACAAAAAUCACUUUCUAAGUCGUCAAAUAGACAUACAUUUUCCUUACUAAUGAAUUUAAUUUUUCAACUGUCUUUUUUUUUUUAUCAAGCUGGUCACAGUACCAGCUACAAAGCCAUACUACUACUCAACCACAGUAGAACAAGGUCCAGUUGAUGGUUUAGGCGUGUGGAAUUUUCUUCUUGACCCAUUUGUUGCCAAUACAUCAGUAAACAUCAAUAUUCAAGCUGAGGCUGGAUCUUUGUCUCUAAAUGAUGUCAUCUUUGGUGAUGUCUGGAUAUGUUCUGGCCAGUCAAACAUGCAGUUCACCGUUGUUCAAGUUAGUAUAUUAUCUUAGAUCAGAGCAACACGCAAGUCUUUUAGUUUUGGUUUCUUGCUUCGUGAUUUUGUCUCUUUCUGCUGAAACUGAAAAAAAAAUUUAUUGAAAUUUUUUUUUUCCAUUACAUUCAGAUGGACGGGGCAGAGGAUGAAAUGGCAGAUGCCCAAAAUUACCCAAACAUACGACUCUUUACAGUAAAUAUGGAUACUGCCACAACACCACAGUACGAUCUGAUUCGAGUUGAGGAAAGCUGGACAGCACCAAAUAAAAGUAAAUUGUUGUCAGUCUUUUCUGCUGUUAAUCUAAAGCAUAAAAUAUAAAUGUUCAAACUGUAAUUUUCUUAACACCAACGGCCAUUACCUAAAAAAAUUUGUCUUAUUUGUUGUAAAUGACUUAUUAUUUCCUUUUUAUUCCUUAAAUUAAUAAGAGAAUUUAAGAAAAUGAAGCUCUUGAAAAUAAUUUCUGGUACCUUUUGUUAAAAAAAAAAUUUGCAAAACUAUAUUGCAGUGCGGGAAAACAUAAUAACCUUUUGUUAAGAUAUGCAAUCACAAAGUUUUGAGAAGGAGGGAAAAAAAAGCAAAUACUAGUCUAAGGAAAAGCUCCUUCCAUCUAGUUUAAUUUAGUCAAGACCUUUUCUGGAUUAUUUCUUCUAUUGAAGUGCGAGAUUUUGCUGAAUUAUUCUCCAGAUGCCAUUGGUGCAACUGCAUGGAGUUACUUCUCUGCUGUUUGCUGGCUUUUUGGCAAAAACAUACACAAAGCUCGUGGUGUGCCUAUUGGGUUGAUAGGGACCAAUUGGGGUGGCACCCCUGUGGAAGCUUGGUCAUCACCAGAAGCUCUAGCAGCAUGUGGGAACCCUUUUAAUUCCCCUGUCCUACAACCAGCGUCAUACAGAGAGUAAGCAUUUGAUUUGGUAUUUACUAAUUUUAAAAAAUAGUAAUUCUUAUAUGGUAAAGGUGGAACUGUUGGAGAAUGUCACUUAUAUUUGUUAAUUAAAAUUUAUCAGCUUAGCUUAUUUAAAAAGAUAGAAAAGUCAUCUUAAUGCAAGAUUGAUUUUUGACGAUUAUAAUAUUAGCUAGCAAUGUCGUUACAUCUUUUGAUUAAUAUUUGUUUGUGUUUGACAAUCACGUGUGAAAAUGUAUAAAAUUGCACACAUAUAACCAGUCAUACAUGUUUUUUAGUGUGCUGAAUUUGCUCUCUUGAUUUUAUUUUCCAUCUCACUCUCCAUAAUUUUCUCAUACCAGAUAUGUCAAAACACAGCCUUGGGAUAUAAGACAUAGACUGGAAGGUCCUGGAGAUAACUCUGUUUUGUGGAAUGCCAUGAUUCAUCCCCUUCUUGGCAUGACUAUUUAUGGCGCCAUCUGGUAUCAAGGUAGUUUUGUUCUUCCAAUUUUUUUGUUACUUAGAAAUUUUUCACAAACUUUGUUUCAACUGAAAAUAAUACAUGUUGAUGAUUGAGACUAAUGGAUUUUUAAACAUUUCUUCCCAGUUGCAACCUAAAGGAGGUGUUACGAUUUUAUUCUAAACAAUAAAGUAAUUACAUAUGUACAUAAUACAAAUAGCUAGCUAUCAAGUCCACAGAACAGGUCAUGCGCAACGGUAGCCCCAGUUGUCUAUUCGUACGGUACAGUCCUCAAUAACAGGCAGUAAAAAUGUAGAACUAAAAUUAUUUUCUUCUGUGUUAAUAUAGAACUUAAAGGUCUUGGUUGCUUUCAGGUGAGGCAGACGCAAGUGGUGCCCGGAUGAAUAAAUACAACUGUACCUUCCCAGCAAUGAUAAAAGACUGGAGAUUUAAUUUUAACAAAGCUUCAAAUGGCCAAACAAGUCUCAGCUUCCCCUUUGGCUUUGUGCAGGUGAAAUUUAUCAUAACUUGCAAACUUUAUUGCUAAAAACAUUUGUCAUUUAUCAUCAUGUUUAUGGCAUUACCCUUUCAAAGGGAUAAGAAGUUAUUAUAAAUAUUUAGAGAGAAUUGUUUAAAUUAAUCAUGAGAUGCCAGAUAAUGCUUGAUUUUAAUAAGGAUUAUACAAUUUACAUUUUAAGUUUUUAGUACAAUAAAAUAUUAAUUUCCAUACUGACUAAGCACAUAGGCGGCCAGAUUUUGUCAUUGAGCAAGUGUAUAAUUUUAAAUUUCUUUCCUCUUUUCAGUUGGCCCCCAACACCCCUGAUCCAACAAUAUCUGUUGGAUUCCCUGAUAUCAGAUGGCAUCAAACAGCCGACCAUGGCUAUGUACCAAAUUCAGAUUUACCCAAUGUUUUCAUGGCUGUUGCUAUGGAUUUACCAGACUUCACAUCAUCAUAUGGAUCGUAAGUUUGUAUUUCAUUAGCAAAAUUUAGUUAUUAAAUUGAGGUUCCUUAAACUUUCUUCCUCCUCCUCCUCCCUUUUCCUUGACGACAGACAGACCAGUGAUCCCUCUUCUCACCUCCAACUUGCUGUCGCUUAACAUUAAAAUUUUGUCAGAUGUAAUUACACAGUUCUGGGAAAUGAAAGUUAAACUGUUUUGUUUCCCAUCAGGAUUCACCCAAGAGAUAAGAAAGAUGUAGGAGUGAGGUUAGCACUAAGUGGCCUUGCAGUAGCCUAUGGUCAGUCAGGGAUCUUCCAAGGACCCCUGCCAGUGCAAGCUGUGACCACAUCUGCAGGACUUGUUAUAGAUUAUGGUAACACUUGGGUACUUGAUGUCAGGGACUUUAAUGGCUUUGAAGUAAGUCUUUCCCCCUUUCAACUUUGUCUGGUAUUAAAUGUCAAGUACACAUUAACCCUUUCAAUUCACAUUUAGUAUGUAUUAUCCCACUCAUCAAUGUUGAUGAACUUUAAUUGAUAGAUUUGCUGAUCCCUCACUCAAAGAAAAUAAUUGUAAUUUUGGUACCAAGUAUAACAGUGGAUUACUAUAUACAUAUAAAACCUCAUAAACUAUUUAAUAUCACACAUGUAAUUUUGUGAAUAACACUGAAAUAGAAAUGCCUCUGCAAACUACUAGUUGAAAAGAUUUUUUAAAAAAUAUACUUUAUUACGUAUGUAAAGUAUAUGUAAAGUCUGUGUGUAGCAAAGUAAAGCCAUCUUGAAUGUUUACAAAAAAUAAACGAAAUGUAACUUAGAUUUUUUAAACAACUGUCACAAAUUUGCUGUGAGUUCGUUUUGCUUGAAGCUGCACAUAGGUUCAGUUUAAAUACUUUGUUUUGAUAUUAUAGAAAAUUUUAUUUAUUUUCCUUUGUGGUUACUUGUCUACCAAAUGUCAAUUUACUCUUGACUUGGCUACCAGCAGACAUAAUUUCAAAUAUUCUCUUCACUGCACAGUAUUAAUGAAACUUAUAACUUACAUCCCUGACCUUUGUCACCAGAUCCAAUGUGCAGACAGCUGGGUGUUCACGGACAUCAUCACCAACAACCAGACCACAGUCACUUUGUACUCGGGCGUCUGCCAGGGAAAACCGCUCAAGGGUCUCCGUUAUGCCUGGCGGGAGUCCCCGUGUGCAUUUAUGAAAUGUUCCAUCUAUGAAACCAGCAACAACCUGCCUGCCGCACCUUUUGUGGCCUUUGCUAAAACCAUCAAUGGAAAAAGUUACUUUACCUUUGAUGGCCCAGCUCACAUUUAAGGCAACAGUUUCCUUUUCAUAGUAUUCUUUUUUGUUAUAAUUCUAACACACAUACAAGGUUCAUGAAAUGUAGCUUAAUUUAGCUGCUUUUUUGCCUUUAUUCACAAGAUCAGCACUUGAACAAUUUUUUAGCAUUGUUAUAUUCCGUAGCUUAUUACCUUUCUAUAUUAUAUUGUCAACUGUACAAAUUAAAAUUCAUGAAAGAUUGACAAAAAGCAAAGCAAUAAAACAUUGAGUUUAAAGUUUCUGUUUUUUAUGCUAACUUAACCAGCCAGCUCUGUUUCAGCUUUUACUUGUAUCAAGGAGUCUUCUGCUGCAAGACUUUAUUUGGGUUGUGUUUAUCACAGUUUAGUGUACUUUGAAUGCUGCAGGUAUCAAAUUGUUUACUACUACAUGACAUUCCAAAUGGCUGUGAUAAAUAACAAGAUAGUUGUUUUUUUCAUCUCGCUGAUGUAUUUACUUAUCUACACAAUCUAUGAUCAAUUCUUUACCUGCACAACUCAUUUCAGUCAUCCUUUGCCGAAAUGAAUGUAAAACAAAUUCACUAAGUGUAUAAAUAAAUUGAUGUUAGCAUCAGCUUGUAAUUCAUAAAUAAUGUAAUUUUCUAUUUGUGUGUGCAUACCCUCCUUUUCUUUACACAUAGGUCUCUUCAUGCUGGACUUCAAUAGAAAUAUAAAGUACAGAUGCAAGAAGGCAAUUAUGUCGUAGAGACACUACUUUCCCAUGUUGUAAAUUCAUGUUAAGGUUAGAAACCUUAAAAAAAAAAAUAUUAAACCAAACCUAUUUUCUUACAAUCAAAUGUUCUUUUUAUUUUUUUUAUUAUAGU